Messenger RNA from Malassezia restricta, 1437 nucleotides. RefSeq names its product F-box and WD-40 domain protein 1/11. Gene Ontology annotation, molecular function: protein binding. Bases 1 to 1437 code for a protein of 478 amino acids. The transcript has a single exon. Lineage: Eukaryota; Fungi; Basidiomycota; Malasseziomycetes; Malasseziales; Malasseziaceae. The record is from RefSeq and is a predicted model, not a curated record.
AUGCUGGCUCCGUUCUGUCCAUCAUCAUGGCGUAGAACAAUACCACCCGAUUUACCCAUGCUCUUUCCUUCUCCAAUUUCGACUAUAGACGCGCAUGAUGAGCUGCAUUCGGAUGAGCUGAUGCGCUACAAGCCACUUGGUCAUUGCUGUGACAUUCUCACUUCAUUGCCGCUGGACAUAGCGCGGUACAUACUAUCUCAGCUUCCGCUGAGGGGAGUGUUGAAUGCAUCACUGGUAUCGCAUGCAUGGAACCAAAUUGUAUCCGAUGCCAUUCUGUGGCGUCUCCUGUUCGAGCGUAAAGAAAAAUGGCAUAUAUGCACUGAUCUCCUUCCUCGAUUGCCCCAUAUACCCUACAAAGACCCAACAUUGCCUUUUGUGGACUGGAAGUCAGUGUACAUGAAUCGACUUGAGCUUGAUCGACGUUGGUAUACUCUCAAGACGAAACCACGCGGAGACAGCAUUGCUAUACCGUUUCAGCCUAGCAAAGUUCCAUUAGAAGGACAUACGAACAGCGUAUACUGCGCCUGUAUUUCUUCACCAACAGCUACUUCACCGCAUGUCUACGUGUUUUCUGGUUCCCGUGACAAUAAUGUUUGUAUUUGGGACAGUGAGACAGGCCGCUGUUUGGCUUCUCUCCACGGGCAUCAGGGUAGUGUGCUGAGCAUGUCCUACCGUGAUGGAGUUCUUUUAACUGGAAGCUCGGAUAAUACGGCUUGUUUGUGGGAAUGCUCCAAUUUCUCUGAUGGACCUGUUUUCCAUAUGACGAGGGCGUUGCGCGGUCAUAACGGAGGCGUACUCUCUGUAUGCUUUGACGAUACGUGGAUCGUCACUGGCAGUCGAGAUGCGACUGUGCGCGUUUGGCGCCGUAUGGAUGGCCAACUCGUACACACAUUUUAUUCGCAUGGUGCAUGUGUGAAUGCAUGCAGCCUGGAUCGUGGACGUGUCGCGAGUGCCGCAAGCAACGGCACCGCAUUCGUUUGGGAUGUGGCUACUGGUGCAAUUAUACAGAAUUGGGAAGGUGUCCGACGUGGAAUUGCAUCCAUUCAGCUACAUGACUCGAUUGGUUUUACCGGCAGCAGUGAUUCUUGCAUUCGCUUGUGGCGAGUCAGUGACAAUGCAUGCCUCUUAAAAUUUUUCGCACACGAGCAGCUAGUGCGUUCCUUAUGCUAUGAUCAACGCCGUGAAUUACUUGUGAGUGGCGGUUGGGACGGCAUGGCUCGUGUGUGGGAUAUGUCGCCUACCUUGGCCCACAUUCAUGAUACCCAUCCAACUACCCCCAUACCUACCCCGCGCCUAUUGUUUGAGCUACGCGUACCCCAUACGCGUGUGUUUGAUGUAGCGCUAGAUGUAUCUCACAUCAUUGUCGCUUGUGAAAACCACACAUUGUGGAUGAUGAAUUUUGGCAGCCCAGAGCUUGACGCGCAUGUAUACGCAUGA